AGUAUAAAAAGAAAUGCAGAGAAACAACAGGUGAAAAGCACUUAUGAUCCAAGGAGGUGAAGACAUAAUAAUCAAGAAAUACAAGAAAAUAGACGAUGAUCCACUGCAACCUUGUUGCUUCUCUCCUACUGCUAUCGCUUAGUGUCAGCGGCACCACAAACCGGUCGGAGCUGCAAUGUGUCCAAAUGAUCAGAGUGCCACGAAACACAGUGUUUAGAGCUCGUGUUAUGACAGAGUUGAAGAUAAACUGUACUAUUACUCAACAUGGAUGUCACAGGAGCCCACAAGUCUCAUGGUGCAAAAUCUAUGGAAAUCACUGUAAAGCUUUAAAUCUCUCAAAUUAUAUAGAAACUGAGUGGAAGGAAAUGACAGAGCAUAAAGGGAUGGCUUUCCUGACUUUCCUGAAGCUCUCAAUGGAGGACGCAGGUUUAUACAGAUGUAAAGAAGGUGACAACUCUGUUAGCCAUGUUAUUAAUGUCACUGUAACAGGUGAUAUGAAUACAUCUCCAAAGAAUGAUCUGCAGUGGGUCUGGCCAUAUGUGUACAUCUGCACUGGAAUAGCGGGGCUGGUGUUAGUUAUGGCUGUUACAUUACUUUAUGCUGUUAGACGCCAAGGGAGAAAAUCGACAGGAAAAGAUAUGGCAUGUAAAAAUCAGUGCAUAAAAACACAAAAAAGCGACCUGCUUCUUCCUCCUCAUCUCUGCCUGAACUCAGACCUGCUGACCUCUGUCAUAUAUCGUGUCUAAGAAACUAUACAUCAGAAGAAGAGAAUGCUCUUUUGUAUGCUUCUGAAUCUUCAGGCAAUGUCAUGUGGUCUUUGAGACAACUUUUUUUGUGAUCUGACUAUAAAGAAAUUUAGUUCAUAUAUUGCAGUUCCGAUUGAUUUAAAGUAGUAAUAUGACAUACAGUGGAAGA
Messenger RNA from Rhinichthys klamathensis goyatoka, 915 nucleotides. RefSeq lists its product as uncharacterized. The record is from RefSeq and is a predicted model, not a curated record. The transcript has 6 exons. NCBI's taxonomy places the organism in Eukaryota, Metazoa, Chordata, Actinopteri, Cypriniformes, Leuciscidae. Gene Ontology annotation, molecular function: signaling receptor activity. Gene Ontology annotation, biological process: immune response-regulating cell surface receptor signaling pathway. Gene Ontology annotation, cellular component: plasma membrane. Bases 96 to 746 code for a protein of 216 amino acids.